AUGAAAACUUAUGUACCACUUAAGGAAGAGAAGAAAGGAAAGAAAAAGAAAAAGAAGGACCCAAAUGCACCAAAAAGACCACAGUCUGCCUUCUUCCCUUUCUGCUCGGAACAUCGUCCACAAAUAAAGAGUGAUUUCCCUGGACUGUCUAUUGCUGAUGCAGCACAGAAAUUGGGAGAGAUGUGGGCCGAGCAGACCCCAAAAGACAAACAGCCAUAUGAGCAAAAAGCAGCAAAACUAAAAGAAAAAUAUGAGAAGGAUGUUGCUGCAUACCGGGCAAAGGGCAAGGGUGACAUUGGUAAAAAAGUACCAGGCAGGCCAGCUGGUUCUGAAAAGAAGGUUGAGCCUGAAGAUGAUGACAAGGAUCAGGACGAAGAAGAUGAAGAGGAGGAAGAUGAGGAUGAUGACGAUGAUGAGUGA
Messenger RNA from Pelobates cultripes (western spadefoot toad), 420 nucleotides. The record is from the annotation of a GenBank genome assembly. Lineage: Eukaryota; Metazoa; Chordata; Amphibia; Anura; Pelobatidae.